UCAAGCUUAACAAAUCUUUACUCCUAAUAACCUAUAAUAUAAAUUUGAAAUGAACAUAUUAAGUUUACUAUUUUGUAUCAUUUUCUUUGGGAAAAAUUACGAGUCACUGGCUAAAACCCCUGAGAAUACUGUACAGCAAUGUUAUGGCUUCUGUGAUCUUAUGUUGAAUCACAAUAACACCUAUGAAGAAGAGUGGAAUGCGACCGAGACCAGGAUUAAGACCUUGCAGGAUCAAAUAGCUGAAAUUGAAAAAGAACUGGAAAAGUCCAAGCCGAAUACUAAUCGUUUUUCAAAAAUCGGCACAAGGUACUUCCAGAUCGUAGAUUAUCAUUACACCAAUUGGUUCAGUGCAUCUGAAUCCUGUCGAGAAUUGGGAGGACAACUGGCGGUCAUCCAAAAUGAGGAAGAACUGAACGCCAUUAACGCCCAGCUCGAUGAAAAUAGUGCCUACUGGCUGGACAUCAACGACUUGGCUUACGAAGGUCAAUACGUGUCUUGGACAUCCGGGAAGAGACCUUCUUAUCUCAAGUGGUUUUAUGACAGACCCGGCACCAAUUCUGACAUUGAGGAUUGUGUGCUACUCUCAAAAAAAGCCAUGUGGGAUCAGAUCUGCACCAGAAACGCUUACUAUAUAUGCCAAUCAGAUGUUGUAGAGUGGUAG
Messenger RNA from Drosophila bipectinata, 661 nucleotides. Its product is annotated as C-type lectin 37Db-like. Gene Ontology annotation, molecular function: signaling receptor activity. The record is from RefSeq and is a predicted model, not a curated record. NCBI's taxonomy places the organism in Eukaryota, Metazoa, Arthropoda, Insecta, Diptera, Drosophilidae.